AUGACGACGAAUACUACCAAGUCUGCUCCAGCAGCAUCUGCGAAGGAUAAUCAGCUGACUUCCAAGACGUCUGAGACACAAGGUCAUGCCAUAUGGCUAUCAUCUGCCAAGCAUGUAGCCGAAACUACGAAAAAAGGGACUUUGUCCGGGUUUCGCAAGAUGCGAGAGGCGCUAAUGGCCAAGAAGUUUGAGAGCCAUGACAAUGUGCCCGUGGCAGUAGAUGCUGUUUCUGGUCUCUACAUCGGUUCUUACGGUGCUGCCAACAACUAUGAAGCAUUGACGGGAACAGGCAUCACGCACAUUCUAUGCGUUAGCAGGUUUCCUCACACGUUCACGUAUAUGCAGCUCAAAGUAGCUGAUCUGAGCUCAGUGAAGAUCUCCACGUUCUUUGACGAAGCCUUCAGCUUUAUCGACAGUGCAUUGUCCUCUGGUGGAAAAGUACUCGUCCAUUGCGUCAUGGGGCGCUCAAGGUCUGCUACAAUUGUCGUUGCAUACUUGAUCGCGCGUCAGGGCCUUACGCUUUCGCUGGCGCUUCGUGAAUUGCGUCGAAAUCGGCCUCAGGCACAACCAAACAGCGGCUUUUACCAAGAAUUGGUGUCAUUUGAAGCAAAGCUAAAGAAGCUUCGCGAAGAAGUGGUUGAACCGUUGUGA
This is a messenger RNA of Peronospora belbahrii, 651 nucleotides long. Lineage: Eukaryota; Oomycota; Peronosporomycetes; Peronosporales; Peronosporaceae. The record is from the annotation of a GenBank genome assembly.